AUGCUUAUCCCAAUGGACAACUCAAAUAAACCUCAGGAAACAAAUUCAAAUACCAUUGUAUUUGAUAUCUCAAAGAGUACUAACUUUUCACUCAACGAUGGCUACAGGACUUUACAACGAAGACUUAAAACAAGUGGAUGGAAAGUGAGCAGUAACAAAGAAGAGAUAACAAGUGAAAUAUUAUCGCAAUCGACUGUUUUUUUAAUUUUAGCCCCAAAAGCGAAAUAUACAGACAUUGAAUUCAAACAUUUGAGAAAACAUAUACAAAACGGCGGAAAACUAUUUGUUAUGUUAGGAGAAGGAGGAGAACGAAAAGCGGGAACUAAUGUCAACUUUUUGUUAGAAGAAUACGGAAUCUCUAUAAAUAAUGAUACUGUGGUUCGAAGCGCUUAUUAUAAGUAUUAUCACCCGAAAGAGGCACAGAUAGGGAACGGGAUUCUCAACAGAGGAUUACUUCAGAGCGCAAACAAACUCCAGAAACUUAAUAACGGAGAAAACGACGACACGAAUCAGAUCCAGAAUAUCAGUUUCGUUUACCCGUUUGGGGCGACACUAAAUGUGGCCAAACCAGCCGUUGCCGUAUUGUCCACCGGUUCGGUCUCAUUGCCACUCAAUCGUCCCGUUUGUGCCUUUUAUAAUGAGCCCAAAAGUGGGGGCAAAAUAGUGGUAUUGGCGACGACUCUCAUGUUUAGCGACGCCUACAUCGAGAAAGAGGACAACUCUUUGGUUAAGGAUAUAAUAAUGCAUUACUUUACUGACGCAAACUUUUCACUCAAUACGAUCGAUGCCCAAAAUCCCGAGGUUUCCGAUUAUUACACGAUUCCAGACAUUGAGUUACUAUCAGAGCAGCCCUUCUCUAGUCUCGAAGAGAGUGAAGAAUUGCCGUCCGAUUACAACAAAUUAUUUUCCAAAACCAUUAAUCAAAUUACAAACUCAGAGCUGACACAAGUGCUUAAAGCGUAUGAGGAGUUACAGAUGGACAGGGAGACACUGAAGCUGAUUAAACCACAGUUCGAUACACCCCUCCCGGCUCUACAACCGGCAGUAUUUCCGCCCACUUUUCGCGAGCUAUCAAAGCCUGCGCUCGAGUUGUUUGAUUUGGACGACGCCUUCAGUUCAAUACCCACUCGAUUGACACAAAUCGCCAACAAAUGCAGUGAAAAUGAUUUGGAGUACUUUGUGAGAGAGUGUGGACUUAUUGUGGGCAUCAAUGAAGCCGUGACCGGAACCAAAUCAGCCAAAGCUAUACUCAACUAUAUGUUUAGCAAAAUUGUUGAAUUCAAAAAACCGUCCUAUAAAACAAAUCUCGAAGAGAGUGAAGAAUUGCCGUCCGAUUACAACAAAUUAUUUUCCAAAACCAUUAAUCAAAUUACAAACUCAGAGCUGACACAAGUGCUUAAAGCGUAUGAGGAGUUACAGAUGGAUAGGGAGACACUGAAGCUGAUUAAACCACAGUUCGAUACACCCCUCCCGGCUCUACAACCGGCAGUAUUUCCGCCCACUUUUCGCGAACUAUCAAAGCCUGCGCUCGAGUUGUUUGAUUUGGACGACGCCUUCAGUUCAAUACCCACUCGAUUGACACAAAUCGCCAACAAAUGCAGUGAAAAUGAUUUGGAGUACUUUGUAAGAGAGUGUGGACUUAUUGUGGGCAUCAAUGAAGCCGUGACCGGAACCAAAUCAGCCAAAGCUAUACUCAACUAUAUGUUCAGCAAAAUUGUUGAAUUCAAAAAAGUUAAUAACGAUCACAAUUUGCAUUGA
Medioppia subpectinata is the source of this 1758-nucleotide messenger RNA. NCBI's taxonomy places the organism in Eukaryota, Metazoa, Arthropoda, Arachnida, Sarcoptiformes, Oppiidae. The record is from the annotation of a GenBank genome assembly.